AAUCAUUUGCGGUUUGCUUGUAUGCUCUAGAUUGGUGUUUUUUGUAUGAUUAAUAUGAAAAAAUUGAUGUUAAACUUUUAUUUUGAAAGAAACUUGUUAUUGUAAAUUUUUUACAACAAAAACCCACGGGUACCCAGCGGAUUGGGUUGGGUUUGAGUUUUCAAACCCAACGGGUUUUACUCCCGGGUUUUUUCGGUGGAUAAACCCAUGGGUUUGGGUUUGACAAAAUCCGCCCCAACCCGACCCGUUGCCAUCCCUACUUCCAGCCGACGAGAAAUAAAUGGAGAAGGAGGUUGAAGUGCCUGCUCCCACACCACAACCAGUGGUGAAGGAGUAUGUUCCUCAACUCCCCUUUCCUACCCGGUUCCACAAAGAUUGCCUGGAGAUUGAGUUCGCCAAGUUCAUGGCGAUGCUGAAGCAAGUCAACAUCAGCGCGCCCUUCGUGGAGGCACUGUCGAAGAUGCCCAAGUACGCGAAGUUCAUAAAGGAAUUCCUCACGAACAAGAGGAAGCUUGGGGAGCUCUCGACGGUGAUGCUGAAUGAGGAGUGUUCUGCCAUCAUGCAGAACAAUCUACCAGAAAAGCGUAAAGACCUAGAGAGUUUUACUAUCCCUUGCAUUAUGGGUAGCUUGCUGACACGCCUCUACCGUCACACUAGAAAGUGGCCAAGUGUAACCACCUACUAAUGUGUAGUAUAGCGGGUUCAGUUCUAAAUGUCAACCCGGGUCCUAGGUGUGAUGCCUACUCCGUGAAAAUCUUAUUAUUUAGCGGGUCAAGUGUAGUGAAGGUUUAGUUUAAACUAGCAGGCAAAAGCAGUAGAAGUUGUGUUCAAAGUUGAGAGAGGUCACCCAGAUAUGGUUUCCCUUAGACUGCAGUUAAGCCAUGUUGUAAUUCGCCAAGUUCAAGUUCAAUGAUAGUUAUACCGCGGGAGGUUCUUAAACAGUCUCUAGUCUCGACUAAAGGUCUACAGACCUUCCCAAUCUGAGUUCCCAGCGAGCGACUAACCUCCACCGGAGUAAACAGAUUGAGGCCCUAACGAACCAAACCUCCUCUACCAAAGUAAAUUUGGUGCAAAAUAGUGAAUCGACUCCUCAACUUAAGUCGCCGAUUCACUACCUUCAAUCAAGGGUGCUCUAUCAACCUAGGCAAAUAUUCUCUUUCUAGGUCAAAACAGUAAUAACAGGAAUUUGAUCAG
Molecule: messenger RNA, 1194 nt
Organism: Linum trigynum
Lineage: Eukaryota; Viridiplantae; Streptophyta; Magnoliopsida; Malpighiales; Linaceae
Source: the annotation of a GenBank genome assembly